AUGGAGAAAAUACGCUACAUUUCAAAUAGAGGUGUAAGACACGAGUUGUCGGAUCAAAUUUUUGGGAGAAUUUGUGAAAGUAACUCCAACGCUGCUGACCAUAUCAUCACAACAAUUAAGGAUGAAUCUAAUUGUAUGGACUUUCAAUUCAAUAGACAUACAACGUCUACCAAUAAUAUAUUAGAUUACUAUAGUGGAGGGAAACUACACAUGCCUGCAGACAUAUGUCCACAGAAAUUCUCUGAAGAACUUGAUUGUUGGGGUUUACCAGAAACUGCAUUAGACACGUGUUGUUUCACAAAGUAUGUUUCCUAUUUUGAUAACUUAAACAUUUUGAAAGUGUUAGAAGAAGGUGAAUGUAAAAGAAAUACUAUGUUUGAAAUAGUAGCAACGUUGGCCGGCGGGAACGGAUGGAGGUCUGUACAAGCGAGAGUGUGGUCUGUUAUGGAAUAUCCUACUUCCUCUGUUUUAGCCAAGGUAUACCUAUACGCCAGCAAUGCUAUUGUCCUGCUGUCUUUGUUCCUACUGGUCAGCAGUACACAUCCGUUAUUUAGAAGGAAAUUAACAAAGGAUGAAUGGUUUGAUUACUUUACAACAGAGGAAGAGGAAAUGUACGACGAUUACUGGAACGAAACAUUGAACGACACAGGAAUAAAACUGCCAAGUCAUGUCUACGUUGAGAUUGGUGCUCUGUGGUAUCUCAAAAUGAUAACUUUGGCUUACUUUACGACUGAACUUAUCUGUAAACUUAUAGUGUUCCCUUUGCCAUGGAGGGAGUUUAUUACGAUUUUAAACUUCAUAGACGUUUUAGCCCUGGUUGUAAUGUAUACCACGCUCAUUGUUAAUCAAGUGAAUCCUAAAGAACAAUAUAAGGAUUCUGUACACGAUGCCGUGCAUUCACUGCAGAUAUUCAGAGUCUUUCGAUUGUUUAGGUUGGUACGGCACAUUACUGGUUUUCGAAUAUUGAUGUACGCGCUACGGGCUAGUAUUGGAGAUCUAUUAGUUAUGUUGCUAGGUUUGUGUACAGCUGUUUUACUGUUUUCGUCUCUCGCCUACCACUCGCAAGAUUCUGCCUUUUCAAAUAUCCCUGAUGCAGCUUGGUGGGCUAUCAUCACUCUAACGACAGUUGGUUAUGGAGAUAUCUACCCGACAACUAUCCAAGGCAGGCUGAUUGCUUCAAUGUGUGCACUAGUUGGGGUGUGUCUUUUUGCUCUUCUGAUACCAGUACUUGUUAAUAAUUAUCACUUAUUUUCCUCUCAUUAUGCUGGAAUUGAAAGACGACAGAAUUUAAAGAUACAACUGUUGACUAGAAAAACAGCAGUGUCACCAAAAUGA
This is a messenger RNA of Mytilus trossulus (common blue mussel), 1335 nucleotides long. RefSeq names its product potassium voltage-gated channel subfamily C member 2-like. The coding region runs from base 1 to 1335 and encodes 444 amino acids. Gene Ontology annotation, molecular function: voltage-gated potassium channel activity. The transcript has 2 exons. The record is from RefSeq and is a predicted model, not a curated record. Gene Ontology annotation, biological process: potassium ion transmembrane transport; protein homooligomerization. Lineage: Eukaryota; Metazoa; Mollusca; Bivalvia; Mytilida; Mytilidae. Gene Ontology annotation, cellular component: voltage-gated potassium channel complex; membrane.